CGAGUUCUAUAAUUGAUGAUAGCGGGCUGUACAGGACCAGAUUUGAAAUAUGUUGUAAUGUUCUCGUGUGUGAGCUGUUUUUGAGACUGUAGAAGAGAUUAAACAGUGAGACAUUCCUUCGUAAAUAGAGACAGACCGGAGAAACAUUUCAGGUUGUUGGAAGAAAAUGCUACAUUAAAUAUUUAUGUAUUCUUCUGACCACAGUCUCAACUACAGGGCUAGUUCUACGUGUACACCUGGCGAGUGAUUCUCUAUGUUACAACGCUCCCUACGUACUUCAACAACAUCAACAUAAUUCAUUCUGCACGCGUCCAACCCUGACGGUACGGGACAGUUUUACGAUCCGAAAUUACUACGGUACCGAUGAGUUCAUACUUCGUUAAUUCUUUAUCCACGUGCUAUGGACAAACUGUUGGACUAGACAGCUGUUCUGAAGCCAGUUUUCAUAGAAAUGGAAAUUAUCAGCAUUCCGGUACGCUGUAUCCGGGUUUCCCGGGUGGAAGGUACCCUUAUCCGUCUAAAGAGGAACGGAUUGAAGACCAAAAUGGCGACUAUUACGGAGCUCCCAGGUUGAGCCAUUUGCCUCAUACCAGUCCUUGUUCUUCCCCUCACAACCUCCAUGUCGGAAAUAGUAAUUCUCAAAACGUCCAUCAUAUCCCAUCUAGUGAAAGGUCAUCUUGUAAUAUACGGACAAAUUCAAAUAGUAGUGGUUCAUAUUAUCCGAAUGGGCAAUUGAGUGGUGGGGUGGAGAGGAACAGAACCACCCCACCCUCACACCAACCCCCACCCACACCCCCGGACCAGCAGCAAUCCCAGGUCUCGCCACAAUCCGCUACAAACCAGGCACCUCAAUCUCCUCGACCAACGGAUCAGUACACACCCCCACACAUUUACCCGUGGAUGAGGAGGAUGCAGUAUUCUCAAGAAACUGCAGAUGGUGAAUCGAAAAGGUCAAGGACAUCAUAUACACGGCAUCAGACGCUUGAACUGGAGAAAGAAUUCCAUUAUAACAAAUACCUCACACGACGCAGACGAAUCGAAAUUGCGCAUGCGCUGAAUCUCACAGAGAGGCAAAUAAAGAUUUGGUUCCAGAAUCGAAGAAUGAAAUGGAAAAAAGAUCACAAACUCUCUCAUAUAGCCAAAAACAUGAACUUCUGUAACGCUUUGGAAAAAGUGUCACAAGAGCGAGAACAUAAGGGGACCUUGUGAAUUGUAAAACACUAAUAUACUCAGAUUCUAUGAACGAUGUGACAUAUCACAUAAUGACACAACAAUUGACGUGUUCAAGAUUACGUCAUACGUUACGUCAAUAUCUAUGAUGAUGACGUCACAAAGAUCCGGCUUGUUUACGCCCACGCACUUGCUCUGCAACGACUGUGGAUAAACAUAGGAUAUUCGCAUUGAAAACAGGCAAGAUAUCCGACACAGAUGAAAGGCCCGGAUCCGGUUCGGCUACCGUAACAUCACUGAACUGGUGUCCCAUUAAUUAGUGGAUACCUUUCCUUUGGAAUUUUCCAAUCGGCUUUUUUUGUGUUAUUUUUUAAAGGAAAAUGAAUACCUUUGUAAACUGAGAUACAUUGGUUAAAUUUGACAAAGAGCAGGCUAUUUCUAGGUUGGUUUUACAUAUAUAAGUCAAUUAUGUUUGCUAUUAAGAUUUAAGUUUAAAAAUGAUUCAUAAUAAGAGUUUUAUUAUUCUAUUAUUAUGAAAAUCAGGGAAAGAUUACCGACUGCUACAAGCAAGUAUGUUCAUUGUCAAUCAUAAGAAUAUGGAUAGUACAAUCAGGGUAUGUUGCUAGAUCUACAGAAUAUUUCAGUAUUUUAACAUAAAAUGUGUAGUAUUUCAAGUCAUUGUGGAGGAAGAAGCAAUUACCGCGGAAUAAAUGCAGUGAAACAGAUGUUGUGAAAAUGUGUGUGUAUGGAUUUGAAAUUGUGUGAGAUGUAUGUAUGUAAUUUUGUAUAUGAAAAUCCAGAUAGUUUAGUGCUCAUUAUGAUGGAGUAAUUGCGUCGUAUCAUAAUUAAAAGGACACAUUUUGCUAAAAAAUAGUUUCUUAAAAUAUAUACACAAUGAAUAUAUAUAUACAUAUGUAUCAAACCGCAAGAUUCAAUGUUAAAGCAACAGCAUAAUAAACAUUAAAUCGAAAUGAUACAAUACUUAACAUUCUAUUAUAGGUAAAGACAACAAGUAAAAUAUUUAUUUAAAUGUAUAUUGCAUAAAUAGAAUAUCAACAAAAUGUGUCCCUUUAAUGAAUUUCAAAAUGAACUACUGAACAUGUAAAUACUUAAUGUAACCUCGGUUUUCUUAUCAGGGUAAUGACGAGGAUCAUGUGUGGGUUACGUAAUAAAUAUAUGAGUACAUGUAUUACGUAAUGCAUAUUGAAUACUUAUGAAUCGUAACUGUGUAUUUAUGUAAUUAAUUGUAUCAAUCGGCGAUAAAUAUUUUCCGUUGAUAUGAGAAAAUUUUAUUCAGCCACCACAAUUCCAAUCGUAUAUGUGUCUGUUUUGUUAUUUAUGUCGUAAUAGUCGAAAUAGUGUUGGUCUUAUUUUACAUUUUUCAAAUUACAAAACAUAUGAAUAUAUAAAUAUAUCUAUAUAUUGUUUAGUGACUGAUAUACUUCUACAAUCAAAGUAAAGGAGGAACUUUGCAGGUUGACGUUUCCCUCAGCUUUAUUCAUUAAACCGAAUGAUGAUGACAACCAUUUGAUGAUGAAUAUAUUGGAAAAGAUUAAAGAGAGCUGAUCUAUUUAUUUAUACCUUAUUUUAUCUGAAAGAUAAUAAGUUGUUAUACAACAACCGAAAUAAUAAAAUGCUGAAUUUUAUAAAUGUUUUAUGUAUAUUUUAAUGUGUUUCUACAAUUUUUUUUCUAUAAUUAAGACCAGCUUUCUGAUGAUAUAUUGCUGUGCGCUCAUUAUCAUGCUACAAGGUAAAAUGAAGAUUGUAUAAUAAGGAGCAUUAACAAAUUGUGAAAUUGGACUACUCUUGCUCUACUUAUCUCAAAAUUUAUGUAUCAUUUCAAUAAGAACGAAAAUACAUACCGAAUUAUUAUUACUUUAAUUAAGUAAAAAAAAACUAAAUAUUGUUUCUUGCUAAUAUUCCGGUUUUGAAUAAACUGGUAAUUGAAAUUAUUAUUUUACUCAUUUAACAUAAGUUUUUUUAGAUGAAGGCAUAAAGCAGAGAAAAAUGAAAUAAACCAUAGAAUAGCAUUGAAAUUAGUUUCAUUUAUCAUUUAAUUAUUCAUAGGAAUUUACUGCCUAUUUGUUUCUUUGAAAAUUUAUUAUGAUGGAUAUUAUUUAUAUUAAAUGACUCAUUUGAAGAUAUUUAAAUUUCAUGACCUUCUACCUUCAUAAAUGAUCAUGUGUCCGUUCAUUUGUCAUGUUAUAUAUGCCAUUUGUUCAUUGUCAAUUUCGGUAGCUAUACUGCCAGUCGUAUAAACGUCACCGUACGAUCAAUUUGGAAUAAAAGAUAAUUUUGAGGAGAUAAA
Pecten maximus is the source of this 3478-nucleotide messenger RNA. Its product is annotated as homeobox protein Hox-B4-like. Gene Ontology annotation, cellular component: nucleus. Gene Ontology annotation, molecular function: DNA-binding transcription factor activity, RNA polymerase II-specific; RNA polymerase II cis-regulatory region sequence-specific DNA binding. Lineage: Eukaryota; Metazoa; Mollusca; Bivalvia; Pectinida; Pectinidae. The record is from RefSeq and is a predicted model, not a curated record. The coding region runs from base 364 to 1209 and encodes 281 amino acids. Gene Ontology annotation, biological process: anterior/posterior pattern specification; regulation of transcription by RNA polymerase II. The transcript is spliced from 4 exons.